Messenger RNA from Perkinsus marinus ATCC 50983, 951 nucleotides. RefSeq names its product 3-hydroxyisobutyrate dehydrogenase, putative. Gene Ontology annotation, biological process: L-valine catabolic process. The record is from RefSeq and is a predicted model, not a curated record. The transcript has 7 exons. Gene Ontology annotation, molecular function: NADP binding; 3-hydroxyisobutyrate dehydrogenase activity; NAD binding. Bases 1 to 951 code for a protein of 316 amino acids. Lineage: Eukaryota; Perkinsozoa; Perkinsida; Perkinsidae.
AUGCUGAGUUUCGCUCGGAGGGGUGUCGGCAGUUGCAGAGGAUCUCGCUGCUUUUCGACGAUCGGAUUCAUCGGUCUUGGCAACAUGGGUUCUGGUAUGGCGGCGAACCUUUUGAAGGCCCAACGCAACCUCGUAGUGUUUGACAAGUUCAAGGAUUCUCCUGGUGUGAAGGAAGCCGCGUCCAAGGGCGCUCGAGUGGCUGAAGAUCUCGAGGAGCUGUGUGGAUCGAGUGAAGUUAUCAUAUCUAUGUUACCAGGCACUCGGGACGUGGUGGAACUCUAUACUGCUACCAAUGGAGGGAUCCUAUCCCUGUUGGAGAAGUCGUCAUUCUUGAUCGACUGUUCUACUAUUGAUCCUAUUGCUGCCCAGCAUGUUAUUAGGAAGGCCCAAGAGCAGGGCCAUAGGAUGGUGGAUGCCCCGGUCAGUGGUGGAGUUCCGGCGGCUAAGGCUGGUACUUUAACUUUUAUGGUGGGAGCGGACACUCCUGAAGAUCUGAAGGCAGCUACGGAGAUCUUGAGUGCCAUGGGCAACCCGAAGCACUGUGGGGGCACAGGCUUAGGGCAGGCCGUGAAGGUCUCCAAUAACCUCAUACUUGCUGCUAGCAUGUUGGGAGUAGCUGAAGGCUUUCGACUCGCCAAGAGUCUGGGUGUUGACCCGAAAGUCUUUGCGGAGAUCGUGAACACCUCUACUGGACGCUGUUGGAGCUCGGACACCUACAACCCAGUGCCUGGUGUUCUGGAUAAGGACAUACCUUCUAAUAGGAGCUACUCGGGCGGUUUCAUGGUAGAUUUGAUGGUCAAAGAUCUUGACCUGGCUAAGGCAGCUGCGGAAGGCUGUGGUGCCGAGGUGCCUGUCGCGGCGUUCGCGAGAGAUGUUUAUGCUAGCGUUGGUGCUAAGGGACAUGGCAGGAAGGAUUUCAGUUGUGUUUAUGAGUACUUUGGAAAGGAGUGA